UUUGUUGUGCACAGCGAGGGGCGGGAAGACACAUGUAUAAAGAGAUCAUCCCAGGACUGUGAGUCAGGAGACUUCGAAAGCAUCGUACCGAAACUCUCUGGAAACUUUGUGAUUCAGGAUUCAAGCCGUUCUGGACUUUGUCACACAGCUAUCCUUUUCAGCGAAAGAGAAGGGAUUUGUUUUCCGUGUGUUUGCAACACAGCAUCAUUUAACAGGAAAAUCAUGCAGAUACCGCCAGCCCAUCGCUUCUUGGCUGUGUAUCUCACGCUGUUUGGAUACAUUGGGGACGUUUACACUGGGACAGUCCUGGUGAACUCAAAUGCUAUCAAAAACCUGCCCGGUGCUUCAGUUGGCAAAGGCACCAAUACCGUCAGUCCGAGUCCGCGCACCUCUCCCUCUGGUAGCAUGGGACACAAAUUACCCGUGGACACCUUGCAGCAAUCAAGUAUUUGCACGGAUGAUGAAGACUGUGGAGGGGAUGAAUUCUGCAACGACGUCCGAGGCGCCUGUCUGCCAUGCCGUAAGAACCGGAAGCGUUGCGCACGGGACUCUAUGUGUUGCGCUGGAAACCGCUGCAGCAAUGGUGUUUGCCAGGCAAAUGACAUAGAUGGUCCAGAUGCAGCCAUCAUGACUGGAUGGCACAAACACAACAACACCAUGGACCAUCACGCCAAAAAGCCUACCACUGCGCACAGCAAUCAGCCUAAUUCUGCAAAAGGCCAGGAGGGGGAUACUUGCCUGAGAUCUGCAGACUGCUCUGAGAAUUUGUGCUGUGCCAGACAUUUCUGGUCUCGCAUCUGUAAGCCUGUGCUGACAGAGGGUCAAGUGUGUACACGUCACCGCAGGAAAGGCACCCACGGCUUGGAGCUGUUCCAGCGCUGCGACUGUGGCGACAGUCUGGCCUGCCGACCAGAGAAAGGGGAACGAGACCACAAUGUCAGCAGGACUGCAGCCCGGAACCUACACAUCUGUCAGAGGCGCUGACACAAAAGUGUGGACACGCACAGAGACAAAAAUACACACACACACACACACACACACACACACACACACACACACA
Etheostoma spectabile (orangethroat darter) is the source of this 1060-nucleotide messenger RNA. Its product is annotated as dickkopf-related protein 1. Bases 223 to 984 code for a protein of 253 amino acids. The transcript is spliced from 4 exons. Gene Ontology annotation, biological process: multicellular organism development; negative regulation of canonical Wnt signaling pathway. Gene Ontology annotation, cellular component: extracellular region. The record is from RefSeq and is a predicted model, not a curated record. Lineage: Eukaryota; Metazoa; Chordata; Actinopteri; Perciformes; Percidae. Gene Ontology annotation, molecular function: receptor antagonist activity; co-receptor binding.